This is a messenger RNA of Pediculus humanus corporis (human body louse), 4815 nucleotides long. RefSeq lists its product as uncharacterized. Gene Ontology annotation, cellular component: ciliary transition zone. Gene Ontology annotation, biological process: non-motile cilium assembly; protein localization to ciliary transition zone. The transcript is spliced from 20 exons. The record is from RefSeq and is a predicted model, not a curated record. NCBI's taxonomy places the organism in Eukaryota, Metazoa, Arthropoda, Insecta, Psocodea, Pediculidae. The coding region runs from base 1 to 4815 and encodes 1604 amino acids.
AUGUUUCAGAAUAAUUCCAAUACUUUGGAAGAAAAUGACGUUCCUCAACAUUUAUUCAUAAGUCCGAAUCAUAGUUUAAGUGAUCCUUGUUCUAGUUCAUAUUCAAAUUACAGUAGUAGUGAUACUGAAAAUUUAUUUUCCACUUCAAAAAAAACAUUAAAAAGUUUUGAAUCAUCUGGGAAAACAAAAUCAAGAUUUAAAGGAAAUAAAAUUCACGAUUUACAAACUCAAAAUUAUGAUAACAAUGAAAAAGAAAAAUCAAUCGAUAGUAAAAUUGAAAAUUUAAAAUUUUUGGGUAUACCAAAAAGAUAUGAUAGACGUUCUUCUGCAGGUGGAUCUUCGAUUGACACAGAAUUUAAAAAAAGCGUUACGUCAGCAUCAGAAUUAUCAUAUAGAGAAAGAAUACGUGAGAGAUUCAAUACCGUUCGGGAAAGAGCCGUCGAAUCUUUAUCGAGACCCCAAUCGAGAAUUCAAUCGACUUUAAAAAACAAAAUCAAACACGAAAUAGAUGAUUCUUUAAAACAAGAAGAAUAUGAAUUAUCGAUAGCGUUAAAACGUCACGAAGAAGAAGCUAAAAUAGAUGAUGAAAUAAAUUUUUUCACGGAAGAAGAAGAAGAAGAAGAAGAAAAUACAUUGGAACCAGAAACACCGGAAGAAAAAUUAACUCCAGCAUCGGAAAUUCAAAGUUCAACCGAAGAAACGGAAGAAUCAAAAAUUUUACCUGCAGAACUUUUAGGUUUACAGGAUGAUUGGGAUUUGGUAGAAUACGUCGAUCCACAAAUGGUCAAAUCAAAAAAUUUAAAAUUAUGGAACGAAAAAUUAUUUUAUCCGACAACGAAACCGACAUCUUUAGAAAAUAAAUUAGAACCUGGAUUAACUCCUAGAUCAUUAGAAGAAGAAGGACAUUAUGUUGAAAAAAAAAUUAAAGUUUCAAAUAGUUUAAAAAAUAAAUUAGAACAAAGACUUUUGAUGAAUCCUGAAGGAAGGAAAUGGUUUGGGAGAGAUGGAGAAUUAAUUUCCAGUAAUUGUCCUCUCAAACAUUUAUCAGUCAGACCGUACCUUGGCGAAGACACGAAUCAAACCAGAAAUCAAUUAAUUUGGAAACCGGCCGUUCGUAGCGAAUUAACUUCGAAAUAUAAAACACUUUCGGAAAAUACAAAUUACGUUUUGGAUAUUGAUGUGAAUUCUAUUGAAUUUAGUCAUCAUCCAUUAUUCAGUAGAGAACACGUACUCGUGCAAAGGCUAAAGGAAUUAUAUAUAAAAUAUAGAAAGAGAAAAGAAUUAGAUUCUUUAAAUCGUUUAAACGGAAGAUUGAAGGCAUUAAGAAGAACAAGAGAUAACAUUCAAAACAUUAUAAAAGAAGGAGGAGAUGCAGAUGAUUUAAAUCUUGAAAAAAAAUUAAACGAGUACGUAAACGACAUAAAAGAAGUUAGAAAUAUGCGUUACGCCGAAGGAAAAAUAGAUAAACAAUUAAAAAUUAAAAUUUUAACGACUUGGAAAGAUGUACAAAAAUUGAGGGAACAACAAGGAUAUCAGUGUACAACAUUUAAAUUGAACGUCGUUAAAAAAAUCAAUGAAAAUAUCGGUGAGGAAAAAAUCAAAUGGAACUCGGAAUUAAAACAGGAAAUAGAUGAAAUUGUCAACGAAUUAAAAACGGAUUAUAAAAAGCAUUUGAAUGAAUAUAAAAAAAAACACGAAAUGUGGUUAAAUGACAAACGAGAGAGAAAGAAGAAAAAUUUUAAAAAGAUUGAAAAAACGUCGGAAACUGAAAGUGCAAACGGCUCAGAGUCAGAAGACGACGACGACGAUGAUGAUGAUGAAGAAAUAUUUGAAAAAGAACCCAAACCUCCAAAACCUGUCGUCGUGAGCGAGAUAAAAGUUAAAACGACGGAAAAAUUUAAAGAAAGUUUUCGUCUGCCUGAAGAACCUGAAUUAGAGUUUUCAAUGAGUAAAGAUUUGACGGUAGAUUCAACUUCGUAUAAUAAUAAGGAAGAAUUGAGAAGAAAUGCCGUUAAACGAUGUUGCGUUUAUAUAAAAUUAUUUUACAACGAUAAAGAAGUUUGCCGAUCAAAACCGAGUCCAAUAACUCAAAAAUUUACAGCAAAAAUAUGUCAGAGAUUUGCAAUAAGAAUUUUGGAAUGGCCAGAAAGUUUAAUGAUCGAAAUACACGAAGAGUCUGGAAGUUUAUCAAAAAGUGUUUUAGUUCCUGGAAUUUAUUUACCUCUUCCAGAUUGUUUUACUACAGUUCAAAAUUCAGAUGUGGUUAAACACGAAUUCAGUAGUGAAAUACCGAUAAAUUAUUCUCAUUCAGGUGUAGGUUCAGGUAGUGAAAUAAUUCCUUGUCCGGACGGAAGCGAUUUUAAUAAUUAUCCAUUGAGAUUGUACACUUCAGGUACCGUCGCUUUACGACUCGGUUGGGUCGAUGAUAAUGGUAAAAUAUUAGGACCGGUUGAAAAAUAUUGGAACAACGUUAGAAACGAACCGAAUUUAAAUUUAUCCGAAACAAUUUUAAGCGGCGGUGGAUUCGAUAUAAAAAAAUUAAAAGAAUGGGCUGAAAAAUCAAAAUUAGAUCCGAACGAUCCAUACAAUUCAGGUUUUUUUAAUUUUUUGGAAACCGCUUCCGAUUACGAAUGCGAAAAACCAAAACAUUUCCGGUUGAAUCCUUUACUUAAAGAAUUUGAUUUUUGCAACGAUGAUGAUAUUGAAAAUAAUUUAAGAUUGAAAUUACUUAGAUUGAGAAAUUCAUCUGAACCUGAAUUUAAAGAUUUUAAAAUGGUUCCGUUAAAUGAAAAAGAAAUACAUAAGGAAAUAUUUAAAGACUUUGAAAAAAAAAAAACAUGGCAAUAUAUUUUAAACCAAGUUCAACCGUCUGAUCCGAUUGUCGGUCAUAGAGCUUGGGGUAAAAAAUAUUUAGAACAAGUACAACAAAUGCUAUUAAAACAAUGUAGAAUAUCAAAGGGUAAUAAAAAAUACGAGGAUAUUAUUAUGGAAGAAAGUGUACCUGAUAUCGGGACACUCGCAUUAACAUUUAUGAAAUGGCUUCAACCAAGACGACCUUUACGUCCCACUAGAAAAGAAAUAAAAAAAAUAAUAACACAAAAUAUAUCGAAACAAGAUGUUAAAAUAAAUGUAAAUGUUGUGAGAGCUUUCGAAGUACCCGUUCGAAAAGAUAUAAUUAAUAAAAGUUUUAACGAUAAGGACGUUGAAGGUUUUUCAUUGGUUAACGUGAGGCCAUUUGUUGAAAUAUCAUUUCAAGGUAGCGUCGCGAGAACUACAGCGGCCGAAGGUGCAAAUCCAACAUGGAAUCAAAAUUUACAAAUUUUAAUAAAUAAUAAAAAAGAAAUUUUUUCCCCGAUAUCCGGUAAGGGUAAUUUCGAAUCGGUUAAAGAUAAUCUUUAUCUUCAUUUAUUCGAUGAAAUCGUUAUUGACUUAUUGGAAGAUGAUAGCGCGAGAGAAACAAACAUUCAUCAAAGAUUGGAAAAGCGAUGGUUGGGAAGCAUGGAAAUCCCUUUUACGACUUUGCAAUUGAAUUCUCGAAUCGAGGGAACAUUUAAAUUGUACUCCCCACCAAUACUUCUCGGAUACGAAAGAGAAGCGCAUCGAUUACAUUUUAAUUCAUCUCCCAACAAAGAAAAUGUUCUUCCACAAAGAGAUGCAACAUUUAUUACUUUAUUUCUAACCGUUCAACCAGCUUUAAAUCCUCCAAAGGUUAUCAAGGAAAAAAUGGGAUCCAGCGAAAUGGUAAAUUUAGAAAAACACUUAGAAGAAUGGCUCGAAGAAGUUAAUAUUCUUUUUCCAAAUCGUAAAAUUAAAACUUUGGUAUUGGAUAUAAGUGGAAAAUCAGUUUGCGUUACGAGAUUUAUCAAGGCGUUACCGCUACCGCCAUUAAUCGAAGAGGAAGAACCUUUUCCAGAACUCAUUGCUAGAUUUGUCGCUAUGAUACCUUUAAUUACGGAAAAUUUACUUGCUCCCGGUUAUUUUGAUAUUUGGUUAAACGGUGAUCAAGUUUUAAGACUUUUAUCUGGAGAUUUUGAAGAUCAUGCAAUUUUAUUAUGUUGUUAUUUUUUACAAAUGGGAUUACAAGCGUACGUUUUACUCGGUUCUGGAAUUCCCAACGGUUUUUCAGCAUACGUUUUAGUUAAAGAAAUCGAAAAUAAAACAGUAAAAUAUUUCGUGUGGGAUCCGACCACCGGACAAAAAUAUGGCGUCGAUGAUAGUUUUUGUCCUUUGCAAAAAGUUUAUUGCGUAAUAAACGAUGUAAAUAUUUGGGCCAACGUUCAAGCUGAAGAAACACCUCGGAGGAUGAGAUUUGAUCUUACCAAAAGAGCUGAUUGGUUUCCCUGUUUUGGUAAAAAUAUUUCACCGCCAUCUAAUAGCGUUCAACCCGAAACCAUCGAUUAUCGAAUUACAUCCAAGCAAGCGGUGGAUUUUCUUCAAGAUAAAAUCGAGAAAAAGUUGAGAGAAAGUUUAAUGAAAUGGAGAAAAAAACAAAGGACUCAAUGGAAUCGAUAUUGUGCUGCAACUUUAAGAAAACUGUUGCCAAAUUUAGAGGAAUCUAUGUGGAACACGGAUGAUCAAAUACCAGAUCACUUGCUCGAAUUGCAACAUAUUUUGGCUUCACAUAAAGUUUGCGGAUUUCCCAUAAACAUGGCAUUUACCGACAUCGAAGCGGUAAUAAAAGCCGUUAAAGCCACGGGAGUUCAUUGCAUUGAAGUUGAAGAAGUUGAAUUUUCAUUGGCUGUUUACAUUCAUCCAUAUCCAAACAAUGUACUUUCCGUUUGGGUUUACGUCGCUUCAUUAAUAAAAAGACGAUGA